Scophthalmus maximus (turbot) is the source of this 4520-nucleotide messenger RNA. RefSeq names its product synaptotagmin IXa (gene syt9a). Gene Ontology annotation, molecular function: calcium ion binding; phosphatidylserine binding; SNARE binding. The coding region runs from base 481 to 2172 and encodes 563 amino acids. The transcript has 7 exons. The record is from RefSeq and is a predicted model, not a curated record. Lineage: Eukaryota; Metazoa; Chordata; Actinopteri; Pleuronectiformes; Scophthalmidae. Gene Ontology annotation, biological process: calcium-ion regulated exocytosis; regulation of dopamine secretion; cellular response to calcium ion. Gene Ontology annotation, cellular component: dense core granule; membrane.
GUGAAACCACACCAGAUUCGUCCGAGCAGGGGAGUGAGCGUUUCGCCACAGGUAGUACUACUCUGCAGCCAUUUCUCCAUGUGUUAACAAAUGCCUCUCAACUUUUCCUGAGCCUGCUGCCGCCUGAAGGCGUCGACACGUCGGAGAUCCGCCCGCGAGAUCCGCCCGGAGCGCGCGCGCUCACUUCAGCACCUCGGACAGCGCACGGCGCCGCAGUGGCGACGCGUCGGAUUCAACCGGUGGCUCUGAACCGGAGCAGCAGCGGGGGUGGACCGGCACACUGCCCACCUGCUCUCUGGGACCCUUGGACCCUUUGUGUUCACUGUCGUUCUUUCCCUGACACACGACGAUUCCGUCCGGUGGGCAGGCAGGCGUGCGCCCGGACGCGUGGCUGACCCUGCCAGGCAAUCGAGCGGGGAGUGCAGGGGACCGUCGGGUGGUGCCUCCGAGACCCUCCGUUCACGAGGAUGCUGGGGGGAAAUGCCUGGAGACAGAGAUGACGAGAUUUGUCAAAAGGCACUUGAACUCCUGUCGGAUCUCUGUUCGAAGGGGGAAGUGCAGAACGAGAACUGCCUGGAUUUCAUCUACUAUUUCCGGGACCUCGCCAGGCCACGCUACACGGAUUCAGAUAUAUCCGUGAGUCUGCUGUCUCUGGUGGUGACUGCCUGUGGUUUGGCCUUGUUCGGAGUCUCUCUCUUUGUCUCCUGGAAACUCUGCUGGAUACCAUGGAGGGAGGGAGGAAUCUCACCCACCAUGAAGGAGCCCCACGGCCACCUCAAUCCAACCAUGAGCCCUCUGCACUCGCAGCCCGCACCCAGACAGCCAGUUUACACAGCCGUGGACCCGCCGCCACACAACCGCCGUGAAUCUUCACAGUGUUCCGUCGCCAGAGAGCCCACUCCUGUGGCGUCUGUUGUAUCGGUGGAGGCUCCGGUGACUCCCGUGUCUCCGCCACCUGUGGUGCUGGCCACACCUGAGGCAGCUAUGAAGAUCAGUUACACAUCUCCAGACAUCCCACUGGACGCCCAGAGUAAAAGUCGGGACAAUGGGGUUCACACCAACCCUCGUAUGCAGAGACAGACAACCGAGCCCCCGCCGUCUGGUCACUUGAUGUCUGAAACUGGACAAGGGUCAAUUCGUAGACAUAUGAACCUGUCCAACCCAGACUUCAAUGUGGCCCAGUUCCAAAGGCAGGACUCCCUCACUGGAAUGGGGCUGGGCCUCGGCCGUCUCAAACCUGAGCUCUACAAACAGCGCUCUCUUGAGGGAGACGAGGUAAAUCGCAGAGGAGGAGGCUGUGGGCGCCUCAGCUUCAUCCUCAAAUUUGACUGUGACCAGGAACAGCUAAUAGUUAAGAUCCACAAAGCAGAGGACCUCCCGGCUAAGGACUUCUCUGGUACCUCCGACCCUUACGUUAAGAUCUACCUGCUGCCUGAUCGUAUGACCAAGCACCAGACCAAGGUGCACCGCAAGACGCUGAACCCUGUGUUUGAUGAGGUCUUCCUGUUUCCUGUGGCAUACUCUGAGCUUCCCACACGUAAACUGCACUUCAGCGUCUAUGACUUUGACCGUUUUUCGCGCCAUGACAUUAUUGGCCAAGUGGUUGUGGACAACUUCCUUGAUCUGGCAGAUUUCCCCAGGGAGACAAAACUCUGCCGGGACAUCCAGUAUGUCUCCUCGGAUAACGUGGACCUCGGGGAUCUGAUGUUUUCACUCUGUUACUUGCCAACUGCAGGCAGAUUGACUAUUACCAUGAUAAAGGCUCGCAAUCUCAAGGCCAUGGAUAUCACCGGUGCAUCUGAUCCAUACGUGAAGGUUUCACUAAUGUGCGAUGGUCGCAGACUGAAGAAGAGGAAGACGUCGACGAAGAGGAAUACUUUGAAUCCUGUCUACAAUGAGGCUAUUGUCUUUGAUGUUCCACCAGAGAACAUAGAGCAGAUCAGCCUUUUGAUUGCAGUGAUGGACUACGACCGCGUGGGCCAUAAUGAGGUAAUUGGUGUGUGUCGAGUUGGCAACGAUGCAGACAGCCUUGGUCGAGACCACUGGGGUGAAAUGCUCACAUAUCCACGGAAACCCGUCGCCCACUGGCAUCCUCUCGUUGAGUACCAGGGGACCACAGAAGGGAGCCAGGGAGGGUCCUGCAACUCUCUGAAGACACCUCCCUCUCCAUAGCCUUGAAUAACAAUUCACAUAAGAGCAAGAAUCCACCUGAUGCCUGGGCUGUACCUUCGGACUGUGGUGCUGCUGAGUGCUGCACACAUAUGGUCCUAAAAGAAGAAUGCAGACAUCCAUAAACAUCUAUGGGAAAGAGAGACAGAAACUGCCUUGAGCUCAGUUCAGUUGGAUCAGUUGCAUGUUGAAUGACCGCAAAGAUGGAUGUUUUCUUUUCUAUAAUGUUCAAUAAGAAAAACAACAGUCAAACUUUUUUUUUUUUUUUUUUACAUGGUCUUGUUACUUGUUACUUGUUUCAAUGAGGUGAGUCUGUUUUUGGACAAUGUACUUACAACCAGUUGAACUGCCAUACUGUUUUUUCUUAAAUUUGGUGCGAAUUGGUGCAUGAGGUCAUGGUUUGAUGGGAGACUUUCUCCUCAGUUGUUUCUGUUUGGGAAAACAACGUGUUGUUCUGUCAGUUGAUGUGCAGUGACGGUCAAUUUUGAGGUACCUGUAAGUAAAAAUAUGUUAAAUGUUAUCAAUAAAUAUUAUUCUGUUCCAUUUUUCGCGUUCAACACAGUUUAAUUGUGAUAUAAUUAUUUCUAACUUUUUGGGGAAGUAAAUUAUUUGUGUUUUGUUUGACUCCAUUUCAGAAAAUAUAAGGUAGCUGCUUCACUGUAGUUCUACACAGUGGACCAGUGGAAAAUCAGUGAAACAAUAAAACAUGGAAAAUUUAGGAAAGAGUUACACUAUAAGAUAGUUAUCAUUUAUUUUGUAGCAUGUUCUAUUGCCAUUUAACAUUAGUGGGUAAUACGUUUUAGAAGAUAUGCAGUCAAGUGGAUUUCGGAGUCUGAAGUCUAAUCUAGUCUAAUGUGUCUAAGCAGAUCUUGAAUGCCUGUAGACACAGCUCUGAAAUUAACGUCAGCCAAUUUAGAAACAACUAUGAAGUAGUUGGAAAAAAAACACCAAACAAGAUUUGGAAAUACAUUAUCACAGCACACAUUUGCAGUGGUUCUUUUUGUUGAUCAAUUCAAAUGUCAAAUGUGUUGCUCAUAAAUUGGUGAGCGGUGAACCAUGAGUUUCAGAAUGAACCUUCGGAUAGAUGGAUGAGGACGCUGUGUGCUGUGGCUCCAAUAUGUGCAUAAACAGGACGUGACUGUUUGUGUGACAUAAUCUUUUUCUGCAACCAGUAGAUUGUCUGACUCUGUGGAUGAGUGGGAACCUACUCACCUGGAACUUAAUUAUGCUGUUUUAAUGUUCUCCCUCUUUCUUCUUCCAUUUGGAGCUGUUCAGUUCCCAUCAGGCUCCGUUCCCAUUCAAUUUGCUUAAAUGGCUUACAGCCGGCACUUGUCUCUACUGUACCUCUACUGAUGUUACAUUUAGGCUUCUGGCUGUUUCUUUUGCAUUGUGUGUGUCUAAGAGGUUAGCCCUGGCAGUGAGUGGAGGUUAAAAUAAAAUGUUCUAGCUGCAGUAAGAUGUCUUUCAUUUAUUACAUACACACAGUAUAUCUUUCAGGCUGUUAACAGUCAAGCAUAUGCAGUUUUAAUGGGGAAUGUAAAGCUGCAGUAAGCAUAAUCCUCAAAGCAAUUGUAUUUUCAAAACAGCCAGUAGGAAAAGACAUUGAAAUACUGUAAGCCAUUGGCCAUUUUCAUUUAGCCUUUUCAGCAAAACAUUACAGCCAUACAGCAUAAACAAAUAUGUCCUUUGCUUCUAAAUUUUGAUAAACAUUGAAAAUGAGAUGACACAGAAUUUGAGAAGAGUGCAAAAAGAACAUUAAUGUAUUUAUGAGAUAUAUGGAGAGAAACCAAGAACAGACACAUUAAGAGGUUUACAUGCAAAGAGUGAAAAGUCCUAUUGAGAUAUGUGGGUUCUUCCAAAGUUUCUGGACCUUCACAAGAAGAGGUUGAAUGUCCUUUUAGGAAAAUAAGUUUUAGGCAAUAUAAGCAGAAAUUUUGCAAUCCUGUCUGUAUUUUUAAUACAAGAUAUAUCCAGAUUACUGAUUUGUAUAUGAGUUAGUUUGGAUAGAAAACCAAACAAUACAGUGAGCGAGUACAUACAGACCAAACAAUGAGGAAUGACGGCGUGGAUGGACCUUGUCCACAUUUGUAGGAGAUGAAAUCUACAUAUUUUAUAUAUGAAAUAUGAUUGUAUGAAAUAAGUAGUCCACAUUAUGAGUGUAUGGUUUCAUGUCUUGGGACAUAUAUUUCUCUUUUUAUAAGUCAAGUUGAAAGGGGCAAAAAGGACCACAUCUGUCUUGCUUUCUUUAAUUGCAGAACAUUGAGUCAUAUCUUUGCACUUCAUAACAUGUGAAAUAAAAUCUUUAGGCAAAAUAAAAAGAGCAGAUGUUAAUAAAAACUUAAAUCUGAAAA